CUAGUAGUAGUGGACGCGACCUAUCGUCUCAAACCAAAAAAACUGUCCAAAACCUUUCAAAGGGCUCUACGGGUCAUGAAAUUGAUACAGAAAAUGCAUCUAGACCAGGUCUUUUGACAGAUAUGCUGAACUAUGAUAAUUCGAUGGACAAUGAUGAAUUUACAGCGUUGUUUACUUCACAAACAAAGAAGCUGGCCCACCCCAUCGAGUGUUUGUCCUUGACUUUAGAGGAGGUCACACACAUCAGACAGGUGUUAACGAAGGCGGAGCUAGAGACGCUCAUCACGAACCACGAAAUGUACAACCUUGUGUCAAAAGGAAAGGUGUGCUUUACCUGUAAAUUGGUCAAGUUCUCCAUGUUUGGUCAAUGGGGAACUCGAUGCAAGAUUUGUAAGCGCAAUGUUUGCAACAACUGUCUCAGAAAGAUGAACAUUCCCACGGAACCCUUCCAGAAUAUUCCAGUUCACACACUGAGCCCAAUACCCCUCAGUCCCGAAACCCUGGAUCUUCUCAAAGUCUACGAAAGGACUGGGUCUGUACCCCACACUCCUUCAUCAGAAAGGAAGACCCAGCAAGUCAUGGAGGAACCUGCCGCUAGGCGGACAUCCUUACAGAAAUCCCACACCAUAGGAUCGGGGUCAGCCCCCACCCUCCCCAACAAAAUCUUACUGCGGGGCCCCCAGAUGAGUGUGUGCUGUGACUGCAAGACCAUGAUAAUGGAGAUCAUCCGCGCCAGUCGCACGUCCAUCGCUCUCAUCCACAAAGGACAGGAAGCUCAGCCCUCCCCAACCAAGGAGGAGGAGAGAGGGGAGGGGCUUAACCUGUCCACGCUGUCACUCAACAUCAAACAGUUCUUCAACAAGUGAUAGGACAGAAAUCUUCUGAUAAUCAUCCGUGCAAUCUUUUCCUUAUGAUCUACAUAUCUAUUUGUUUUAAAAUAGCAUUUUUUUUUCGUCCAUUCAUUUUUACACUUAUUCAGUUAAUAAUGAAAUAGAACAAAAGUCUUCCCAAUAUAAAGGUUUCUUUUAUUUUUAAUGGUAAUGUUGAAUGCAAUCUGAACAACUGAGGUAUAUUCGUUGUUAAAAUUCAUGCAGAAUCCACAUUGAAAUUAUCAAACGGUCUCAUGUUUUGGUCAAAUAAAAGAUGAUGUUGUCAAAUGAAUUUAAUUAAGACUUGGAAAGGUCUACCACGCAGAUAUGGAGUUAAAAUUAACAGCAGAUCAUCCAAAGAAGAUAAUUCUCUUAUAACACUUUCUAAUCAUUUUGUUAUCAUGUUGAUCAAGAUGUGCCAUGUUGUGUGGUAUUCCCCAGAUCUAUUUAUAGAUGUGAUCUACCUCUCACUCUCUUCAUCAAUGAAAGACUACUCGCCGUCUGGAUAACUUGGACGGUCCAUACAUGGAGUAUAUUUUAUUACAUUACCGUAUAUAACAACAGCCAAUCAGUGAUUGUAGCUUAAUUGAACUAAUUGAUAUGCACUUGUUGUCAUGUAUAUUACACAAAAGCUUCUUGUUUUUAUAUAUACUGAAAGUAUUUAUUGUGAGAGGAACGUUUGAGCUGGAUGUGAUAGUGAUGUAAAUAUGUGUCAUGUUUGAUGGUUAGAUGAUGUGCCAAGAACAGUUGACAGAGUUUACAAAGUAUCAUUAAUGUAAUGAUGUUAAGUUUAGUCAGAAAAGUUUGCAUUGAAUCUGAUAAUGAUGCCAUCUUUGUUUUGGUGUCAUGUUUACAUAUUAUAAACAAGGUGACAGCUGAAUGUCUUAAUCUCAUUUUUUAGUGGAAAAACUUAUUCACAGACAAGAUUUUUUUAAUUGAUCAAAGGACCGAAAGAAUCAAAUCAAACCAACUGCAAUUAGCAAACUAAUGUCCCUUGUAUGCAUAAUCUAAUUGUCGUAUUGUCUCAGCCAAAUUAUACAUUAAUCAAAAUUUUAUUCAGAAAACAUUAUAAUUUUUCUUUUGAAAUUUUCAUGUACAUAUUUACUAACAAAAGCUUUACCAAAAGAUUCCAUCCAUGUUUUUUAAGAUCUGCAUUGUGCAUUUAGUGUAGAUACUGGCAUUUAAUUUGUAAUAUAUGCACAUAUAUUGGCUUUAAAGCAUAUAUCAGUUCUUACCAAUCCCUCUACUAUGUUGUAUGAACAAAGUGACUUCAGAUUGACACAUUAAUUUUCAUUCAAACUGCAAUAUCGGAGGGUUUCCUCUUGACGUUUCCGGCUGAUGUUAAUAUUAUGCAAUGAUUUCAGCAAACCAAUGUAAAUCAUGUUUUAAACCUUUGUAUAUUAAACUGUUUUAAAACACUUCA
Molecule: messenger RNA, 2292 nt
Organism: Magallana angulata
Lineage: Eukaryota; Metazoa; Mollusca; Bivalvia; Ostreida; Ostreidae
Product: protein spire homolog 1-like
Exons: 6
Coding region: 123-866 (247 amino acids)
Biological process (GO): actin filament network formation; intracellular transport; polar body extrusion after meiotic divisions
Cellular component (GO): cell cortex; cytoplasmic vesicle membrane
Molecular function (GO): actin binding
Source: RefSeq, a predicted model, not a curated record